This is a messenger RNA of Tripterygium wilfordii, 1924 nucleotides long. Its product is annotated as protein DETOXIFICATION 24-like. Gene Ontology annotation, molecular function: antiporter activity; xenobiotic transmembrane transporter activity. NCBI's taxonomy places the organism in Eukaryota, Viridiplantae, Streptophyta, Magnoliopsida, Celastrales, Celastraceae. The record is from RefSeq and is a predicted model, not a curated record. The transcript has 9 exons. Gene Ontology annotation, biological process: xenobiotic detoxification by transmembrane export across the plasma membrane. Bases 144 to 1613 code for a protein of 489 amino acids. Gene Ontology annotation, cellular component: membrane.
UAAAAACCAACUAGUCACUUGUUUGAAACACAAUUUGGAAAAUUAAGGUUAAUGAUAUAUUCUCAUAAAAUGCACAGAAGUUGAAAAAAUCACAUUUGGUGAACAAGCCAAUCAUUCUGUGAACAAGUCAAGCUAGGGGAAAAAUGGAUGGUGGUGCAUCCCAAGAGAGACUGCUUGGAGGAGAAGCAGAAGAUAGCAGCAACAUGAGAGAGGGGAUUUGUACAGAAUCAAAGAAGAUAUGGAGAAUUGCAGUCCCUGCAAUAUUAUCAAGAGUGGCUUUAUUGGGAACUUGGAUGGUUACACAAGCAUUUAUUGGACAUAUUGGUGAGGUUGAGUUUGCAGCUUAUGCAAUGGUACAAGCAAUUCUACUGCGAUUUGCUAUUGGCAUAACGCUAGGCAUGUCAAGUGCGACCGAAACGCUAUGUGGACAAGCAUUUGGUGCAAAGCAAUACCAUAUGAUGGGUAUCUACCUGCAAAGAUCAUGGAUUAUUAAUACUGUUACUACAACAAUCUUAUUACCUCUCUUCUUCUUUGCGACACCGAUUCUUCGAUUACUCGGUGAGGAUGAAGACAUUGCAAGUCAAGCAAACACGCUCGCUUUGUGGUGCAUUCCUCAGCUCUACUCUCUCAUUUUCAGUGCAACUAUCCAAAUGUACUUACAAGCACAGCUCAAGAACUUCAUUAUCAUUUUGAUAACUCUUACAGCAUUUUUGCUUCAAAUAUUACUGUCAUGGCUUUUCGUUGAUGUGUUUGACUACGGGGUUUCGGGUGCAAUGGGUGCAUUGGGCUUGUCCAAUUUGGUAUUGGUGUUGGGGGAAUUUGUGUACGUAUUCGGAGGUUGGUGUCCUGAGACAUGGAGGGGAUUCACUAAAGCUGCAUUUUAUGAUAUUUUCCCUGUCUUAAAGUUAUCGGUAUCUUCUGGUCUGAUGAUUUGCUUGGAAUUAUGGUACAGCUCUGUCCUUGUCUUGUUGGCAGGAUACAUGAAAAAUGCAACGAUAGCAAUAUCAACUUUCUCUAUCUGCCUUAAUGUCAUCACGUGUGAAUUGAUGAUCGGCCUCGGCUUCCUAGUUGCAGCAAGUGUACGUGUUUCGAAUGAACUUGGGGCAGGAAAUACUAAAGCUGCAAAAUUUGCAGUUAAGGUCAUCUUAAGUAUAUCAAUAUGCGUCGGAGUAUUCUUUUCGGUACUAUGUUUUCUCUUCAGCUCUCAGAUCUCAUACUUAUUCUCAUCGAGUGAAGCAAUCGCGAAAUCAGUGUCAAGCCUAAGAACCCUACUUGCUAUCUCGGUCUUUCUUAACGGAGCUCAACCUGUCCUUUCAGGAGUAGCAGUUGGUGCUGGAUGGCAAAGUGUGGUUGCAUUUAUCAAUAUCGGUAGCUAUUAUGUGAUUGGAAUUCCAGCAGGAGCUUUGCUUGGUUAUGUGGCUCAUAUGCAGGUUAUGGGAAUUUGGAUUGGAAUGAUAUUUGGAGUGGCAACACAAACAUUUGUGCUUUUCUACAUGACAUGGAAAACAGAUUGGGAAGAACAGGUGAUCAACACAUCGGAACGUCUUAACCGGUGGCUACUAAAACCAUCGGAAGAGGCUAUUCACAGACAGAGUCAUACUUCAGAGGCAUGAACAAAGUCAAGAAAAAAAUCGAAGAAUUGAUUCUGUAGAAUUAGAGUAGCUUGAAUCGGAUCUUCAAGAAUAAGAUGAUAUGGGAGUUGGGGCAUUCGGUUUCCUACGCACAAAGGAUACUAUGAAUUAUCACACUAGUUAUAUUCCCAAAACCAUCCAUAUGAGACUGACAAGCUGCUUGACUGCCACUUUUGGCAUGAAAAGACAUCAACUUACGCAAUACACCAAUAUUUGCAUAAUUUGGUUCUCUAUGUAACAUAUAUCGCAGCUAAAUUCAGUUGAAUAAGUUUAAGCAUUCAAACUUCUACAUA